AUGCAGCCGCCGCAGACGGCCACGAGCCUCAGAGCGCUGCACCUUCUGCGCGCCCUCCUGCGUGAGGCCUCGUACCUGCCCGACGCGGACGCCCGCCGCUUCUUCCACCGCUACAUCGUGAAGCGCUUCAGAGCCUACCACACCGCUGACAACGCCUCGCCCUCGCUCGACAAGAAACGCCAUGGCUUCGGCAAGCAGAAGGACGCCUCCAUCGUCGAAGAGCGCACGCGUCUCUUGCGACGCCAGGGCAGCAAGGGGCUAAACUACUUGCGCCGCGCCAACAACGGAGAGCACGGUUGCCUCAAAAAGAUCCUCUUCUUCACCUAUGGGCGCAUUGGCACGCGCAAGUACGCCCUGUUGGCAGAUCUUCUCCGCCCAGAUGACCCUACGGCGGUGCUGCAGCCUUCGCCGCUGCAGAAGCUCUACUACAGCAACGACCGCUUUCUCUCCUUCUUCGACGCUCCGAAGAAGGUCAGUGCCACGGACUACAACAUCCCCAUCUCGGACCAUUACCGUCGAUUGAAGACGACCCUGAAGGCCCAAGUUCAGAACGAAGUCGCUCUGGGCCGCGAGAUCAAGCGGCACCAGAUCAACACUCCCAUCAACAACGUCUGGGGCCGCCCCAUGCCAAUCAGGCGAGCUCGCAAUAUUGUCAGAAAGUGGUACGCCGAAACCAUGACACGACUUCUUCCGCCGCUGCCCAUCAGCGAGUUCGAUAACAUGCAAGCUAUGGCGGACGGUCGACGGGAGGUCUCCCUGGUUAAGCGGCGCGCGCCUGCUGUUGAGCUCCAUCCUCACCCAGUAGAGGAGUCGCCCGCAGCAGAUCGGUUUGCGAAGCUAGUGCAGGACGCACUUGUUCUAGAGAAGCCAAGCAGGGCCGACACACGCCGUCCGCGUCACAUCGAUGCGCCGAUAAUGAGACGCCUGUAUGCCAGUGUCCUGGUGUACUGCAGCAAACUGGAGUGGAACGAGAAAUACAAGAAGUGGGAAUCUGUCUGGGGCCGUAUGCGCGGGAUGAGCCCAACCUUCAAUUCCGCGGCGCACCACGAUGACCUCUUCGCUGGAGUGGACGAGAAAGGUAAUCUGCCUAAAGAGAAGCAACCCAAAAGCCCCCAAACUCCGCCCGACGAAGACGACAUGGAGGCAGAAAAGUAUGUCAAUGUACCAUUCUACGUCAACCUUCUGCCACCGGAACAUCCCACUCGUGUAACGGCAAGCAAGUUCUUGGAGAAGCGAGGCAGGGUCCAAUCGGCAAGUGGGGCAAAUGCCCCUCGCAAACCGGCCCUAGCAACAAAUCGAUCAGAACGUAGGGCGCGAAACCCAUCCACACCUUGA
Molecule: messenger RNA, 1335 nt
Organism: Paraphaeosphaeria sporulosa
Lineage: Eukaryota; Fungi; Ascomycota; Dothideomycetes; Pleosporales; Didymosphaeriaceae
Exons: 2
Coding region: 1-1335 (444 amino acids)
Source: RefSeq, a predicted model, not a curated record